UUUCCGCUUUUUACCACGUGGGAAAUGAUGGAGUCUGUAUACAGUUUUCUGUGUUAUAGUUGGUAGAACAAUAUAUAUUAACGCUGGGAAGCAGAUGUGUUUAUAUUUAUAAAGCAUAAAAUUAAAAAUAAAAAUGAAGCGAAACAGAACCGAGGAGGUAUUUGAAGAGGCAGAUCCUACCAUUUUAGACACAGUCUUAAAUGAGCUUUAUGAUUUCGGCGAAGAUGUGGGGAGGAAAAGGAAAAAGAAAUCCCAAAAGAAAAGAGGCCGAAAUGUAACUGAGGCGGAAGUGAAUGACUCUGCACUGCUCGGUGCUGGAGGUCGUGAAGACAACAAAGAGACGGUCACAGAAACCUCCUGCAAGUCAGAACAGAGGAGCAGACAAGCAGCUGAGUCAGACACCGGCAGUCAAAGGGCGCAGGCACCAUUGAAAAAGCAGCCAGCGCAAGUAGAAAUUGUGGUAUUCCAAGAUCCUUCAAAGAAGAAAACAAGCAUCACAGAGACCCCAGUCCCCAUUGUGAAGGCUACCAAAACAAAGGAGGACAAACAAAUAGGCAAUGAAGAAUUUGACUUGGAUAAGGCCCGGUUUGAAGUUCACCGAUUUGGCAUCACAGGAUAUCGGAAGGAGCAACAGAGGAAUUUUGAACAAGAGCGAGCGAUAAUGCUUGGAGCAAAGCCUCCAAAGAGGGAGUAUAUCAACUAUAAAGUUUACCAGCAAAUGAUCAAAGAGAAGAAAGAGAAGGAAAAAGAAGACAUGAAAUUUGAGACCAAGAAAAAGAAGAAGAGAGAAAGUGAAUCACGAAUCAAGAAAAGAAAAUCAAUUUCAAGUGAGGCUCCGUCUGGACAGCUGGGGCGGUUUAAAAAUGGGACAUUGAUUCUUAGCUCUAAAGAAAUAGAGAAAAUUAAGUCUUCCAGGGUGAUAAAGUGAUGAGUGUAUUGUGGUAAUGGAUGUACUCCUACAGAAAUGUUAAUAAAGUUAAUCUAUUUUGAGUGUCUUA
This is a messenger RNA of Lepisosteus oculatus (spotted gar), 998 nucleotides long. It is a transcript of the gene fsaf1, whose product is annotated as 40S small subunit processome assembly factor 1. Lineage: Eukaryota; Metazoa; Chordata; Actinopteri; Semionotiformes; Lepisosteidae. The record is from RefSeq and is a predicted model, not a curated record.